This is a messenger RNA of Baudoinia panamericana UAMH 10762, 537 nucleotides long. RefSeq lists its product as uncharacterized. The transcript has a single exon. The record is from RefSeq and is a predicted model, not a curated record. Lineage: Eukaryota; Fungi; Ascomycota; Dothideomycetes; Mycosphaerellales; Teratosphaeriaceae. Bases 160 to 501 code for a protein of 113 amino acids.
CUGUGUCUUUCCACAAUAAUGUAGACUGUCUGCCUAAGUGCCCACUAGAUCAGGAACAGUGACCAGGUCUCCCUUCGCGGCAAGGUGCCUUCUCCUCCGUGUUGGGUAUCACGUAUGGUAGCCUGCACAAUCUAAUGGCGCAGCGGAGAGCAUUUAGUCAUGGGAAGAUGCACGUCUGAAACGAGAGUUUGGUGGCAAAGCCAUUUUCUUAGACUUCUACUAUCUUACAUGGUGGCCUCGCAUCGCUGCCGGCCGGACUCUCCCCGUCUGAAAGCAAUGCAACGAAAACGCAACGCACCGCAGACUAAGCUAUGGAGGCAGGCGGUGUUGCUGUGCCCGCACCAUCCUUCUAUACCAGCAGAAGCCUUCUGUGCAGCAAAAGCCUUCUUUGUCAGCAACAUCCUUCUUUGCCAGCAACACCCUUCUUUGCCGGCAACAUCUUACUCUACCAGCAGGAUCCUGCGCUGCGAGCAACCUUCUGCGCUCCUACGCUGCCAGUAACAUCUUGCUCUGCUGACAUUACCCUAGUCUACGAGC